CGAGGCGCGCGGUGGCGUCCUCGCGCUCUCGCUCGCGCCCGCGCAGGCCAGGCAUGAAUGCUGAGACUUGUGUCUCUUACUGCGAGUCGCCGGCUGCUGCCAUGGACGCCUACUACAGCCCGGUGUCGCAGAGCCGGGAGGGCUCAUCGCCUUUUAGGGCAUACCCCGGCGGCGAUAAGUUCGGCACAACUUUCCUCUCGGCCGCCACCAAAGGGCAGGGCUUCGGAGACGCCAAGAGCCGGGCCCGCUACGGCGGCGCGGGGCAGCAGGACCUGGCGGCCCCCCUGGAGAGCGGCGCCGGGGCGCGGGGCUCCUUUAACAAGUUCCCGCCGCAGCCGCAGCCGCAGCCGCAGCCGCCGGCCCCGCAGCAGCCGCAGCCGCAGCAGCCGCAGCCGCAGCCGCAGCCGCCCGCGCAGCCACCGCAUCUCUACUUGCAGCGCGGCGCUUGCAAGACUCCCCCGGACGGCAGCCUCAAACUCCAGGAGGGCAGCGGCGGACACAACGCGGCCUUGCAGGUCCCCUGCUACGCCAAAGAGAGCUCCCUGGGUGAGCCAGAGUUGCCGCCCGACUCUGACACCGUGGGGAUGGACAGCAGCUACCUCAGUGUGAAGGAGGCUGGAGUGAAGGGACCCCAGGACCGGGCCAGCGCCGACCUCCCCAGCCCGCUGGAGAAGGCCGACUCUGAGAGCAACAAGGGCAAGAAGCGGAGGAACCGAACGACUUUCACCAGCUACCAGCUGGAGGAGCUGGAGAAGGUCUUCCAGAAGACCCACUACCCCGACGUGUACGCCCGGGAGCAGCUGGCCAUGAGGACAGACCUCACCGAGGCCCGCGUGCAGGUCUGGUUCCAGAACCGGAGGGCCAAGUGGAGGAAGAGGGAACGUUUCGGGCAGAUGCAGCAGGUUCGGACCCACUUCUCCACGGCCUACGAGCUGCCCCUCCUCACCCGAGCGGAGAACUAUGCCCAGAUUCAGAACCCGUCCUGGAUCGGCAACAACGGGGCUGCCUCGCCGGUGCCAGCCUGCGUGGUGCCCUGUGACCCGGUGCCCGCCUGCAUGUCCCCUCACACCCACCCCCCUGGCUCGGGGGCCGGCGGCGUCACCGACUUCCUGAGCGUCUCCGGGGCGGGCGGCCACGUGGGCCAGACGCACAUGGGAGGCCUGUUUGGAGCAGCGGGCCUCAGCCCCGGCCUCAACGGCUACGAGCUCAACGGGGAGCCGGACCGCAAGACGUCGAGCAUCGCGGCCCUCCGCAUGAAGGCCAAGGAGCACAGUGCGGCCAUCUCCUGGGCCACAUGACAGGGCAGCCCCCGGCCCAUCCCCACGCCCUCCCCCACCUCGGGGCACCGGCCACGCCCAUGCUUUCCAGGCCCCCAGCCUCCCGUCGGACUCUCCUCUUAGGAACCUGGCCUGGGCCAGGGGCCUGGCCCUCAGCACUUUCAGCCACCCCAAGUGUGAGGCCCCGCCGGCCGCUGGGAGGGAGGGGACAGCCGGUCCCGCCCUCCCCGGUACUGAGGCCGAGGCCCCUGCUCCCGGCCCAAGGCGGUGGAGGAGGCCAGGUGGCCGAGGUUUACAGCUUUGCAUCCAUUAUAAGCUGAAGACCCCCUCUCCCCACUGCUGCUCCUCCGCCCCGCCCGGCUUGAGGGUCGAGGCAAGGAUCGAUCCCCACCCAGGCCCAGCAGCGGCCACGUGCAGCCACGUCCGUCCUUCCCUCUGCUGUGUGGUCCCCUGGUCACCAGGCCAGUGACCUGUUCUUCAGAGUCCUGCAGAGUUGGCCUCCUACCCCUCCCACCCCCUUUCGUCCUAAAAGCCCCCCAGAAUCCAACCUCCUGGACCCAAGACACCUGCCUCAGCCUCACCCACCGUGCCUGUGCCCAACCCACCUGGAGGGAUGGACAGAAAGGACAGGAGCUGGAGCUGAAGAAUCCUGCUGUCACCCAGCGAUGCUGGCACCUAGGAGAGCGGACAGUCCCCGAGGGGGCGUGUUUGAGCUCCCUUGCACCCCGAGAUUCUGCAUCUUGGCAAACGCCGCAAGGGGAGGACACACCGCCCACUGUAACCACAGUGUUGGGAGAAGAGAAGCUUCGAGAGAGAGGAAGAACUUCAGGGAGGUGUCUGGGAAGGGACAGGGGCUCAGGCACACACUUCCACUCUCCUGACCGCCCGACACCCCACAACCAGCAGGAUACCUUUUACAGCAGGCAGGUCUGGGCAGCUUUGUUCUCCAGCCAGCCAGGCCCCUGGAGGAGGACCUGGAGACGCUUGUCCCGUCCCCCAUCCACUCUGGUCACUUGCCAGGGCUGCUGAGCAGUGUCCUGGUGUGGAAGGACGUAAACACGUCGGAACACACAAGCGGGGCCUGAAGUCGUGUUGGCAGAGGGGGCAAGAGCAGCGUGCAGAAUUUGCUGACAGAGGGGGGCCCACUCUUGGCCCCUCGGCCCUUACACUGCCUCAGACUGCCUGUCCCUCGUCAGCCAUCCCAGGAGCGGCACCAGAUCUGCCCAGAGCCUUCCUCGGUGGGUGCGGGCUCCUGAUCUCCCAGGCAAGGCCAGAGACAGCCUGCUCUUGCACUCCUUCCCUAGGGAAUCCCAAAGCUCAGCUCCCCCUCCAGCCUCGAGAAGGGCUCUUGGGCUACACACCCCUGGUCACUCGCCCUGUUCCAGGUGGGGACACGGGGCAGGAUGCCGUCCAGAAGCAGUUUCCCUGCCUGCAGGAAGGGGCCUCCUUCCAGGGGUGGAACUGCACAUCUGUCCCAUCUGAGAUGUGAGGCUUGAGUUUUGGCACCAGAUCCACCUAAGCCUGUGGCACAAGUACGUGCCCUCUGGGGAAGCCUUCAGAGGCCGAGAGGCCCCUCCAGGCAGCCGCUGGGGAGAAGUCCUCCCCCUUCCCUACCUUCUCCCUUGAUCCUGUCCGGGGAAGAGGGCGGAGGCCAGCAGCCUUGGGGGCCUGCACUCAGGACAGCCCGUUGGCUUGGGUGGAGGGUGGGACGCUCAAGGUUUAGGAGGAAUCCCAGUCCUCGCCUCUGCCUCGUGUUCUCAUGUGCCCUGGAGGCAGGACUGGGGAAGGAUCUGGCUUUGGGCGCCCUUGGUCAGAGUCCGACCCCUCUGUGAACCGUAGCUCUAACAUCGAUCUUCUAGAAGUGAAAAGCAUCUUGGACAUGGAGUUAAAUGUUGGUUUUUAAAUGUUCCCUAUAUCUGAGGAUCUUGGAAGGGUGCUUAGGAAGCCUCUUCCAGUUCUGAGGUUCACUGAAAUAACUCAGGCUCCCCAAAUCUAGGAAGGGGAAGAGAGAAGCAUUUAAGGCUGGGAAUAGUUCCCAGUCUUCCCCUUCAGGGCGCUGGUGGCUGGCAAGGACAGGGGAGGAACCCUCACCAUACGUUGUGUUCACCCAGGGGGGGUCAGCACAGUGAGGUGGAGACCCCAGGAGAGCCCCAGAGGAGGAGGGGACCGAGAGAGCAGGCUCUAGGCGGAUUCUUCUGGAAAGGACCCUGGGUGCUCAGUUCCCCUGUCUGACUGCUUUCUGGCUGGGCUAGACCCAAGUCGGAUAAAUUUCGACAAAAAAGCCUCUAACAGAGGGAAGCCCUGUGGCCCACCACACAGCCAGGUAUUUAUGAUUCAAAUGUCGGCAUGAACCGUGCUGGAUCACCCCCCACGGGGAACUGCCUGCCCCAGCCCCCCAGGGCCUGCCCAGUCCUCUGAGAAUCCUUGAACCUAGGGGUGGGAGGGACUUGGAGACCCUGUACUUAAUAGGAUCCCUUCACAAUGAAGAUGAGCAGGUGCCCGCCCGGGGAGGCCGGAGCGGGGAGGACCACCCGAGGAGUGGGGCGCACAGGUGGUGGGGCCUCACGCAGCAUCUCAGCUCUCCGCUCGAGGUCCUCCCUCUCCUCAGCCUUCCCUCGGGUUCCUUCCCGGUGGGUGGCUAGGCCCAGGCCCGGGAUGGCAAGAGGCGUCCCCGGAGCACCCCACAGGCUGUGGGGGCCCCUCCAGGGCCAGCUGGCUUCCUGGGGAGCGAGGUCUCAGGAAGGCGGGCAGGGAGGGGAACCAGGUAGGCCCGUGGCUCAGUGCUAAGCAGAUAAGCUACAAGAGGUGAGGCUUCCCUUGGGCUACUCGCCCCAGAUCUGCACCGAGACGGAGGUGCGAGCCUGAGGGAGCCAGCCACCCAAGGGCAGCCUCCUCGACCCGGGAGAGCCUUGACCCCGGCUGCGAACUAGGCCGCGCGGCCAGGGCCUGACCCCAAGGUGCUGCUACCGCCCUCAGCUGCCCUCAGUGCUCCCAGGGCAUGGGAGGAGAGGGCUCUGGGGGCCACAGAGAGGCUUGUCCCCACGUCUCCAAAGGCACCUGAGGGGACAGGGGCUCUGUAACCUUUCUUGAAUCCUUUCGACUAUACUUGAUUCUUGGCUCUCACCACCGUGCCUCCAGCUCCAAGAAGCACGGUGGCCCAGUCGGUUCAGAGACGCUGCAAGGGGAUGGGGACAAAAAUCGCGAGGUGGGUCCCCAGCAUCCACUGCAGUAGCCACAUGGGGCCCAGCUCCAGCGCCACCCCACCCCCCACCCUCUUUCUGGUGGGGCAGCCAAGAGGAGCUUUUCCAUGAAAGCUACCGAGUACCAUCCCCAGGUGGCCGCUCUGUCUCCGGGGCCUGGUUGAGGGGAGACCAUCUCACAGGACGCUCUGGGCCCCUGGUCUCCCCGGUGUGUCAGGGGCAAAGGCAAACAAGACUAGCUGGGGGAGGAUGGUUGGCAGACUGGCCCCCAGGAAUAAUAAUCCACGCCCCUGAAAGAGAAAAAUGAGAAGACAACGAGAACCCUACUUGCAAAGUCACAACAGCCCCCCUUCGCCGAGGAUGCUGGAAGGAGGAAAGGCAUUCAGGCGAACCACACGUGGCCUGAUCUCGCCCUCCCCUCACCCCCCACCCCCCCCCCACACACUUACACACAUAGAGCUAGGCCUUUAUACUACUGAUUUUGAAGGACAGCUUUCAGUGCCUAAUAAUCUGUUUGGAUGUGCAGUGGUUGAAAAGAGAGCUGAGCACUACAAGGAACGUGAACCUCAGCCAACAAUGACUGUUCUCAUUGUAAGAUAUUUUAACCCUGUAUAAACGCAACUUUUCCUUUAGCUUAACGGCCUGGGGUGGAAUAUUAAAAAUAUAUAUUAAAAAUACGUUAAAAUUUCAGAAAAAUGUAUAAAAAAAUGAGGUCAGUUCCAUAAAGUUUUACUGCCUAUACCACCAUGUAACUACAUUAUAGCAAAAUAUUAAAAGAAUCGUUUCUUGCCUUUUUAAAGUAAGUUAUUGCACUUACAUCUUCUUUGGGAGGGGAGGAAUCUUGGCGAGAAGGGGACCUAGGGCCUAGGCAUGGGGCCAAACGGCGAGCGGGAGCAACCGGGCACUCCGGAGCACCCUUUGCUGGGCACAGCCCAAACUGUCUGUUUGGUUGGUGUUUGCAAUAAACUCCUUCUCCUUCCUCCUCUCAA
Messenger RNA from Canis lupus familiaris (dog), 5466 nucleotides. RefSeq names its product ALX homeobox 4 (gene ALX4). The transcript is spliced from 4 exons. Gene Ontology annotation, molecular function: DNA-binding transcription activator activity, RNA polymerase II-specific; RNA polymerase II transcription regulatory region sequence-specific DNA binding. The record is from RefSeq and is a predicted model, not a curated record. Gene Ontology annotation, biological process: regulation of transcription by RNA polymerase II. NCBI's taxonomy places the organism in Eukaryota, Metazoa, Chordata, Mammalia, Carnivora, Canidae. The coding region runs from base 54 to 1298 and encodes 414 amino acids.